Coniophora puteana RWD-64-598 SS2 is the source of this 1656-nucleotide messenger RNA. RefSeq names its product glycoside hydrolase family 18 protein. Gene Ontology annotation, molecular function: chitinase activity. Gene Ontology annotation, cellular component: extracellular region. Gene Ontology annotation, biological process: carbohydrate metabolic process. Bases 349 to 1404 code for a protein of 351 amino acids. The record is from RefSeq and is a predicted model, not a curated record. Lineage: Eukaryota; Fungi; Basidiomycota; Agaricomycetes; Boletales; Coniophoraceae. The transcript is spliced from 4 exons.
CUGUUCUCCCCCAGACGACGGCUGAAGCCAGCCCACGGAUAUGAUGUGGCAUGCGCUCAGCGUGUCACCCUCCAUUGCCUUCUCGCUCGUUUCGUGCAGGUGGAGCGUCAUAUCCUGUCACUUGCUUCCCCAAUUUGUCAUUCCUCCGCGUCGUCUAGUGCGACAUGUCCAUCUCUUGUCUUGCGAUCUUGGGAAUUCGGCUUCACGACGCUUCGCUGGCCAGCCCCGAAGCUCGAAUGUGGCAGACACUACCACCGGCGUAUAAGAAGGGGCACGAUAAGCAUCAGGAACCCCAGGCACUUUCUCUUCAUUCGCCCAGUUCUCUUUUCCCCAGUUCGCAUUUUCGACAUGGUCUUUGCUCAGGCUCUCGCUGCUGGCGCUACUCUCCUCGGCCUCUCGGCCCAGGCUUCCGCCUUUGACAUCACCAAGAACUCGAACUUGGCCGUAUACUGGGGCCAGAACUCGUACGGCGCCGCCAACGGCGCGGGCGCGAACAACCAGCAACCCAUUGGGUUCUACUGCCAGGACGACACGAUCGACACGAUCCCGAUCGCGUUCGUCACGCAGUUCUUCGGCACGGGCGGCGCACCGGUCAUGAACCUCGCCAAUACGUGCAACAACGUGGACAACAAGACGAUCACGGGCACGGACAUGCCCGACUGCUCGUCGCUCGCGUCUGACAUCAAGGCGUGCCAGGCGGCCGGCAAGGCUGUUACUAUCUCGCUUGGUGGUGCGACUGGCUCGAUCGGUUUCACGGGUGACGACCAGGCGACCCAGUUCGCGCAGACGGUCUGGGACACGUACCUUGGUGGCAAUGGUACCGUGCGCCCCUUCGGCGAUGCCGUCCUUGACGGUAUUGACCUCGACAUCGAGGGUGGCGCGACUACGGGCUACACUACCUUCGUCACUGCUCUUCGCAAGCUCAUGACGGGCAAGACCUACUACAUCACCGCCGCACCGCAGUGCCCCUUCCCCGACGCCUACCUCGGCACGACGCUCGACGCCGUCGGGUUCGACGCGGUGUACGUGCAGUUCUACAACAAUUACUGCGGCGUGCAGAACUUCAACAACACCAACGGCUGGGACUUUGAUUCGUGGGACAACUGGGCCAAGAACACGUCGCCGAACAAGGACGUGAAGGUGUACAUCGGCGCGCCCGCCGCGCAGUCCGCGGCGUCGCAGGGCUACGUCGACUCGGCGACGCUCGCUGGGAUUCUCCAGUCGACGCAGAAGAACUACACGUCGUUUGGCGGUGCUAUGCUCUGGGAUGCGUCGCAGGCUUAUGCCAACAACCGCUACGACAAGGCCGUCAAGGCCGCUCUGACUGGCGCUGCUGCUCCCGCUGCGCCUUCGUCGUCGAAGCCCAAGCGCGAGCUUAACCGCUUCUUCGGCCGCUGGGAUUAAGCUUCUCCCUCCUGAGCGUCUUCAGCCCUCGAGUCGGCAGGCUCCACGGCUCACCGCUGCAGUCGUAGAAAAACGCCCCCCGUCACGUCCCCCUACUAUACGUACUAUACGUACUACUCGAUCAUGACUCGGAUGACGACGACACGGAUGGAUGACUCCAUGUUCUUCGUUCUGCCACCCUGCGCAGUGUUGUACCAUUUAUUAUCUAUUGGCUAUUUACGGAGCCGCGCGCUGUGUGCGCGGUGACCACCC